This is a messenger RNA of Chrysemys picta bellii (western painted turtle), 4617 nucleotides long. It is a transcript of the gene ERFE, whose product is annotated as erythroferrone. Lineage: Eukaryota; Metazoa; Chordata; Testudines; Emydidae. The record is from RefSeq and is a predicted model, not a curated record. Gene Ontology annotation, molecular function: hormone activity.
UUUUGGUGUAUAUUUGAUAAAAUCCUGCUCUUCCCUGUGUGCUCCUGGGGGACCCGAGCCAGUUUUAACCCAAAGCCCAUGUGGGUAGGGGAGACUACUGACUUUGGGGUUGGCACUAGACACUUCCAUUCCCUAGGCAGGACUGACCCGAUUCUAGGAUGGCCAGAGCAAUGUUGUCAUAGCAGCUCCAAGCCCUAGCCACUGUGGCUGCCCGGUCAGGAGAGGGGACUCCCUUAAAGAUUAAAGCCCUAGUGUGUCCCAGCUGAUGCAGGAAACUGAGCAAGUUAGAACCCCUCCUAUGAGUUCAGCACCCACCAAUGAGGCAUAUCCCUAGGUGCUCAUGGUAACUGGAGACCAGAUUUUCCUUUGCUAAUGAGUGGAGCAGUACAUGCCCACCUCAGACAUGCCCAUCCUAUCCAUAGCUAGCGAGGCACUGGCAUCUGGAUGCUCAGGAUGGCCCAUGGAAGGGUCUGAGGAGCUCAAGGGGGAAGUGAUGCAGCUCCUCCAGUUAGUAAGUGGUGCAGUCAGCUGUCCCAAGCAGGAAUACCCUAUGGUCCUGCUGAAGCUUUGCUGAAGAAUCACUUGCAUAAAGCAUGCAGAGCCCUGGAUGGGGUUAGUUCUUCGCUGGGCAAAUAGGGGCCAUUGCCUCUCAGGAUGAGCUGGUAGCUCCAGCCACUGCAGCCACAGCCAGACAGGCAGUGCGGGUCACUCAGAUCACCGUGGGCUGAAAGGAGUCUAGAGGCUGCUGGCUGGGGAUUUGCUUCAGUCCUCUCGCCUGUGGCCCUCUCCGUGAAAAUUGCCUUGUACUUAGUGUGACUGGAGCUUCUGUGCACCUGUCCCUGGGUUCCCAGCUGCCAGUCUCUAGCUCAUGGAGCCAGAGGUUGGAAAUGGUUGCACCUAACACUUGAAGCCAGGAGGGGGCUCUCUGGCUCCCUGGAGUGCGUGCGUGAGGCAGUGCCUAUGAGGCGGGGAAUUCAAGCUCAUUAAAAGGAGUGAAUGUAAGCAAGAAUAUCAGACCGAGACAGCCAAGGUCUGCUGCGCCAGGAGCAGUGCCCAGAGAAACCCAGGGAGAGAGAGGGCAGUGCACCAGUCAUGGGUGUCUCUCAUGAGCCACAGAUCCCAGCCAGGGCCAGGCUGGAGUGAGAGCCACCAGCAGAGAAACUGGGCAUUCUCCUGGCCCCUCCAGCUGUGAAGGGAAGGAGCACAUGAGAGCUGCUGGGAAGAGACUGUAUUUACAGCUCCAAAGGCAGCCCAAGAAAGGAGGCAAGCAAGGGAGAUAGCCCUCUCCCAGCUGGACUCAGCCCCAGCUGGUGGGUUUUUAAGCCCAUGCCCAGCCUCUUGGUCCGAGCUCUCACGAGCGGAUUGGAGCAGGGAGUACUCUGAAGUACAGGGACAUUUCUCUAAGGGAUCCUUGAACCUACACAAUGUGCUUUCCCCCCACAAAGUAGGACGCAUUGCCCUCUCCUCGGGCCAGGUGGCUCAGCUGUCGAGUACCAGCCGGCUAUUCUGCAAGGGCAACCCAUCUCCUGAGCUGGUGCUGAUGGGAGGACAGGCCUGACAUUGCUGGAGUAUCAUCUCUUCCCCCAAACACGCCACUCCUAACAGGACACAGUCAGAUUUCUUCUUGCUCUUACGGACAAUGCCUGCCUCUGGGUGGCCAUAGAAACUUUGGCUCCUGGAGAGAAAGGACCACCUCUUUGGUGCCGUGUUGAAGGAUGGCUGGAUCCCUCCCUGCCAGCCACUGGCUCCUAUUACUGUGUGUGGGAUUCCUGGCAGUGGCCUCAUGUGUUGGCUCAGUGGGGUCGGAGAAACUUGGAAGCAGAAGAAGCCGAGAGAAGAAAUCCCAGUGGAAUGAGUAUCCCACAGGCCAGGGAAGAAGCAGCAUGCCUCUGCCAGCCUCUAACGACCCGGAACCCCUUCCUGAGCAGUCUCGCAGCAUCGACCCCAGGGAUGCCUGGAUGCUCUUUAUGAAACAAUCAAACAAAGGGGUGAACAGCAAGAAACGGGACAAAGGCAAAUCAAAAAAAUUCAAGUUUGGCCUGCCAGGCCCACCAGGUCCCCCCAGCCCUCAAGGAGCCCUGGUGACACCAGAAGAAUUGCUGAAGGACUUCCGGCUGCUGCUGAAAGAGGUGGUAAAAGAGCGGGAGAGGAUGAGCCUGAAGGCCUGUGAAGGUUGCCAGGAAGGUGAGGAAGAGGAGGAGAGAGGAGAAGAUGACAUCUUGGCACUUGUUGCUGGUCCGUUGGCAAAGAGUAAGCCACAGCAUCGAGUGGAGGCAGCCUUCCACUGCCGAAUACGGAGAAACAUUUCCAUUGAACGGAGAUCCCUGCAAGAACUUCGGAUCUAUUACAUACCUCAGAAAGAGGGGGUGUUCCAUCGAGGCCUGGGGCUGAACCUGACCAGCGGCCAAUACACAGCACCUGUUGCAGGGUAUUACACCUUCACCGCCACCUUGCACAUCGUUCAUGGAGAACAACAGAAGAAAGGACAACAGCGUGCGAGAGAUCGCCUGCGGGUACUGAUCUGCGUCCAGUCUCUGUGUCAACAUAACAUUUCUCUGGAGACGGUGGCUGGUUUGGACAGCAGUGAACUUUUCACCAUCUCAGUCAGUGGAGUCCUGUACUUACAGGCUGGCCAGUAUGCCUCGGUUUUUGUAGAUAAUGCCACUGGAUCAUCCCUCACUGUUCGAAGUGGCUCGGAUUUCAGCGCUGUUCUUCUGGGGGUGUGAAUGGUCUCAAACCACCUGCCCUUACACGCUGUAAGCUGAAUUGGUCUCUUCAGCAAAAACCACCUUAAUUCUCUCCCACCCACGCACAGGGAGCAAAGCACAGAUUCUGCUUGUGCUGCAAAACCCAGCCACCAGCCACCAUACUUUGCACAAGAUCUCAAGCAUCCAAAGAUGAUGGAGAGCUGGAAAGAAAAUUGGAAGCAUGAAAAUAGGAGGACUCACUAAAUCCAUCCCCCUUUAAUUUAAUUUAUGGCCAGAUUUUGAGGCUUAUUUUACAUGGACAAUUAUAAUAUGGCUGACUUCCAAAACCAGACCAAGUUUUAUAAAGGAACCCCUCCCCCCAAUCAAGCACGAAUCCUUAGGAAAAGGUGAUUUGAAGAAGCCUUCACCCAUAGACUAGCACUUUGGCAAUUUUUUGCUGUUCAGUUUUUCAGCAGCCAAAGCCAGAUUAUGUAUAUAGCUCUAGCUUUCUUAUAGCUCAUCAGUUAAGGGUUGCUAUCAGCAGGCACUGGUACUUGGAAGUUAAUUUUCAAUGCAGAGCAGUGUCCUGAUAAGGCAGCAGACUAGUUAGAACGUGAAUUACUAUCCAAUGAUUUUCCACUUCCUAGGCACUGUGUACUCGCAUCACCACCCCAUUCUCUGCCCAUGGCAGAGAGCCCAGUCAAUGGGUGGUGGAGAUACUCACCGUUACGCCUGGUUUUAGUCCCGAUAGCGCAGUCUAACUCCGAUUAACCCAGUGGGACUACGUGCAUAAAUAAGGGCUGCAGGAAUGGGCCCUAAAUUAAUAACAAAGGCAGGGAAAGAAAAAGAUGCAGUCUCAUUUCUUAGUACCAUGUACUUAAUUCCUGAGCUCCUGCCGGAACUUCAAUGAGAUAUCCUAGAACUACACUCAGCUCCACCUUCAUGAUAGCAGGACAAGGGGCUCAACUCUCUCUCAAUUUUAUUUUUUCCCCACCAGCAAAGCUUUUCCAGUCCUGCUAGAGGAACUGCUUUCACAGCAAACUCUCCUUUCAGGAAACAAAGUUAACUUGGACUAGGGCAUUGGCUGUUGGCAGCAUUUUCACAAAAUCUUUCAGGAAAAACCUACAUAUGCUGCCCUUUACAUAAAAUACUAGCACUCUACAAACCAGCUCAUAUAAUUCGCUGGUUAGAAAACUGUAAGAACCUCUCUACUGCAAUAAAAGACCAGCAGCAUGGCUGCAGCUGGCCCAGGUCAGCUGACAAGGCUCAGGCUGUGGGGCUUAAACUUGCAGUAUAGACAUACAGGUUCAUGCUGAGACUCCAUGAGGAGGGAGGGUCUCUGAGCCCAGGCUCCAGCCUGAGCCUCAACAUCUUUGCUGCAAUUUUUAGCCCCACAGCCCAAAUCAAAUGACCUGGGCUCCAAGUCUCAGUGCUGUGAGUUUUUCAUUGCAGUGUAGCCAUACCCUAACUGUUGUCUUAGAAAAGCUUUACAAGUCUCAAUUUGGAGCCCUGGUAACAUACAAAGUAGGACAUAAGCCCCAAGUUCAAAAGUUUGGUGCUUUCAGCUUUUUAUAGUAUAUAGCAACUUACACACCAAAUUCCUGCAGUCUUUACUCUAGCUGAACUCCCACUGAAGUUGUGGGGAAUUCAAGCCUGAAAGCCCUUCCCUUUACUAGGAAAAGAAGUAGUGUUCUUACACGUGGUAAAAUCCUAGUGAACACAGACCAUGUUGUAGCUUUCACACAAAUCAGCAGACCAAGGCAAACAUCAGGGUUCCCCAUGGCAGGUCAAAGUAAGAUCUGAAGGACACUGCCAGGCUUUACUGUUUCAUACAAGUAUCAGAGGGGUAGCCGUGUUAGUCUGAAUCUGUAAAAAGCAACAGAGGGUCCUGUGGCACCUUUGAGACUAACAGAAGUAUUGAGAGCAUAAG